Molecule: messenger RNA, 738 nt
Organism: Neohortaea acidophila
Lineage: Eukaryota; Fungi; Ascomycota; Dothideomycetes; Mycosphaerellales; Teratosphaeriaceae
Exons: 1
Coding region: 1-738 (245 amino acids)
Source: RefSeq, a predicted model, not a curated record
AUGUCGCAGUACUAUCCACCAUCCGAUCACGAGCAUCGCUCGACGGAACGAUACAUUCCUGAUAACUACCAACACGACCGACCAGCGACACGCCCCUCCCGCGGGCCCUCUUUCAACAACGUAUCGAUUCCCUCCAUCCCUCCAAAUCCACAGCACAGCUCGUACGGCCCGCCACCCGUCCAACAACACCACCAACCACAACCGCCGCCAGCUGCACCCGGCACCUACCCACUCCAAUACCCACCGCCCGUCCAGCCUUACCCUGCGGCGAACCAACUCCACCCUGCCGCCAACCAACUCCAACCAUACCCCACCAACACGCCCCCGCAGCCACAAACAUACCCUCCAAACCCCCAAUACCAACAGCAGCAACAAUACCCUCCCAAUCCCCAAUACCAACAUCAACAACCAUCAUACCCCUACGAUCCCCACAACUCACCCCCAGGCCUCACCCCCUAUCCAGCCCCCCACCGCGCAAGCAUCGCAGACGCCGACCGGCCCACAAGCUCUCGCUCCCACAACAGCCACCGGUCCAACUCUUCAUCUUCCCCCGACCGCCACCACCGCCAUCGCGAUGAUCAAGACUACGACGAUGCGCCCAAGAAACACCAUCACCACCACAAGCAUGGCGAUUCUUCGUUGAAAAAGGUGGACUCGCAUCGCCCCACUAUUGGCGAUAGUCUGUUUGGCUUCUACGAUUUGGUCAAAGAUGCGUUGGGGCCGCGGGACAAGGCUUGA